AUGCUUUUUCGGCCUUCGUGGAGGAUUGGUGAAGAGUGUUUUCUUCUUCCGCUGUUGCUGCAGGCGGGGUGGGCGUUGGGCGUCGGGCAGGUGCGGUACUCGGUGCCGGAGGAAGCGAAGGCCGGGACGGUGGUGGGCCGGCUGGCGCAGGACCUGGGCCUGGAGGCGGGCGAGGCGGAGGCUUGGCGGCUGCGGCUGGUGGCGCAGGGCCGGCGGGCGAGCGUGGAGGUGAGCGGGGCGAGCGGGGCGCUGGUGGUGAGCUCGCGGCUGGACCGGGAGGAGCUGUGCGGGAAGAGCGCGCCGUGCGCCCUGCGGCUGGAGGUGCUGGUGGAGCGGCCGCUGCGCGUCUUCCACGUGGAGCUGGAGGUCACCGACAUCAACGACAACGCCCCGCUCUUCCCCGCCGCCCGGAAAAACCUCAGCAUCGCGGAAUUCACCACGCUGCCGGGCUCUCGGUUCCCGCUGGAGGGCGCGUCGGAUGCAGACAUCGGAGCCAACGCGCAGCUCUCCUAUACACUCAGCCCCAGCGACCACUUCUCUCUGGAUCUGCGGAAAACCGAGGAAGACGACGAGUCCUUAUUCCUGGUGCUCGCGAAAUCUCUGGACCGCGAGACGAUGCCUGUGCACCGGUUGGUGUUGACGGCGAGUGACGGGGGCCGGCCGUCGCUGACGGGCACGAUGGAGCUGGUGAUCUCGGUGCUGGACGCCAACGACAACGCGCCCCAGUUCAACCAGUCGGUGUAUAAAGUGCAGCUGCCGGAAAAUACGGAACGCGGCACUUUAGUGAUCAGACUAAACGCCACGGAUCUGGAUGAGGGGACGAACAGGAAUAUCUCGUAUUCUCUCCAGAAGGUGUUCCCGCAGGAUGGAGGGGACGUUUUCGAGCUCGACAGAAACAGCGGAGAGAUCCGUCUUAGGGGUGACUUAGACUUUGAGGUCGUUGGUCUCUAUCGCCUGCAAGUGGAUGCAGCGGAUCAGGGCAACCCACCGCUGUCGGGUCACUGCAAGGUGGUGGUGGAGGUGGUGGACGUGAACGACAACGCGCCGGAGGUGUGGGUGACGUCGCUGUCGGUGCCGGUGCCGGAGGACGCGUCGGUGGGGACGGUGGUGGCGCUGCUGAGCGUGUCGGACCGGGACUCGGGGGCGAACGGGCGGGUGCGGUGCGCGGUGUGGCCGCCGGCGCCGUUCGGGCUGGUGGCGAGGUUCGCGGGCUCGUACUCGCUGGUGCUGCGGGAGGCGCUGGACCGGGAGCGGGUGUCGGAGUACGAGGUGGAGGUGCGGGCGGAGGACGGCGGGGCGCCGCCGCUGCGCGGCAGCCGCGGGGUGCGGGUGCCGGUGUCGGACGUGAACGACAACGCGCCGGCGUUCGCGCAGGCCGUGUACACGGUGCUGGCGCGGGAGAACAACGCGGCGGGCGCGGAGCUGGCGCGGCUGUGGGCGGACGCGGACGAGGCGGGGAACGGGCGCGUGAGGUACUCGGUGGCGGAGCGUGGGCGGGGGCGCGGGGGCGGGCGGGGGUGGCGGGCGGCGUCGAGCUACGUGUCGGUGGACGCGGAGAGCGGGCGCGUGUGGGCGCUGCGUCCGUUGGACUACGAGGAGGUGCAGGUGCUGGAGUUCGAGGUGCGGGCGGUGGACGCGGGGGAGCCGCCGCUGUGCGGCAACGCCACGGUGCAGCUCUUCGUGGUGGACGAGAACGACAACGCGCCGGCGCUGCUGCCGGCGCCGGGCGUCGGGCCGGGGCCCGAGGCGUCGGGCUGGUCGUCGUCGGGUCCGGUCUCGGGGGCGCUGGGCGUGGGCGGCGUGGGGGCGCCGGCGGGGCAGGUGGUGGCGAAGGUCCGGGCGGUGGACGCGGACUCGGGCUACAACGCGUGGCUGCGCUACGAGCUGUGGGAGCCGCGGGGGAAGGGCCCGUUCCGCGUGGGGCUGUACAGCGGCGAGGUGAGCACGGCGCGGGCGCUGGAGGAGGCGGACGGCCCGCGGCAGAGGCUGGUGAUCGUGGUGCGGGACCACGGGGAGCCGGCGCGCUCGGCCACGGCCACGCUGAGCGUGUCGCUGGUGGAGGGCGCCGAGGCGGCGCUGGCGGCCGCGAGCUCGUCGUCGUCGUCGUCGUCGUCGGGAGCGGGGCUACGGCCGGCGGCGGGCGCGGAGGGCGGCGCGGCGGCGGCGUCGGCGUCGUCGUCGGCGACGAACGUGUGGCUGGUGGUGGCCAUCUGCGCGGUGUCGAGCGUGUUCGUGCUGGCGGUGGUGCUGUACGGGGCGUCGCGGUGGUCGCCGCGGGCGGCCGUGGUGUCGGGGCCCGGGCCGGCGACGCUGGUGUGCGCCAGCGAAGUGGGGAGCUGGUCGUACUCGCAGCGCCAGAGCCGGAGCCUGUGCGUGGCGGACGGCGCGGGCAAGAGCGACCUGAUGGUUUUCAGCCCCAACUUCCCGCCGCCGCCCGGCCCCGCGGCGAAGGAGACGCAGCCGGAGCCGCCCGCUCUCCUGGACACGCCAAAACAUCCCAAUCCUGACUGGCGCUACUCUGCAUCCCUAAGGGCAGGAAUGCAAAGUGCUGUGCAUCUGGAGGAGGCAGGAGUCCUGCGUGGAGGACCAGGAGGGCCGGAUCAGCAGUGGCCAACAGUCUCCAGUGCUACUCCAGAACCUGAGGCGGGAGAGGUGUCCCCCCCAGUGGGAGCUGGUGUGAACAGCAACAGCUGGACCUUUAAAUUUGGACCGGGCAAUCCCAAACAAGGUGGUCCUGAAUCUAAAAAGCAGACACAAGUUUCCUUUCUCCUACGCCGAAAAGGAGAAUCUUCACAGUACAGCCAGUGAGAGGUUGGACUCUGCACUGUGGUUCCUGUGCUCCUGUCUUGAUGACACUUACAGGACAGGUUUAAAAGUUUUAAUGUUGUGCACCCUCUAUCUGAUUGGAAAUAUUUGUGUGCAGAUGUCAGCCAGGUGAUAUGAGAUCAGAUUAUAAAAUGCAAGAAGAGCUGGUAAAUAUGCAGCAGAGGAAACACCUAAUGAACACAAAUGUUCAAAGAUGUUCAGGCUGGGGAGGAAAUGUCUGAAAAGAGAUGACCAGACUUUUCAAAUCUUGAGAAGUCACUGUGUGGAAAUACUGAGUCCUAUACAUGACGUAUUGUACACACUCCUGCAAAUAAAACCUCACAUUUACAGCUCUAAGAUACCAUAAAUUUUAUCUCUUACCAAGCAAGCCAUUGGGAAAAUUGUCCCUUAAAGCCCUGCAUUACCCUGGCACGGCUAGCCCUCAGAGUGUAAGAAGGGCUGGGCUGACAUCCCAGGAAUGUAACUGACUGUGAUGCUCUGUGUCCCUAUUUCCACUCUAACAUUAUUUUGCACAUUAUCUCUCUGAAAAGGUCAGAGUUUUUCCACGACACUUAUGCAAAAGAGAGGAAAAAGAAAUGUUAACUAUGCUAUUUGUUAUUUGAGAUAUUUAUUUAUAAAGAAAUAUAGCUGUAAAUGUUAAAGAAAUAUGAUGCCCUUUAACCCAAACAGAAGUCAAUCUAGAGCCAUUAUAAAUUACAAUUGCUGCUAUUAAAGUGCUUUAGAAAAAUUGCCUGAAACAUCUGUAUUAUAUCGGCCACUUGCCAAUAACAGCUUUAUUCUGUCGGGUGACUUGGGGGCUGCCUCUUGCAUGUAUUAAUAAAUACAAGAAUAUCUUCUCUUUUUUUUUGCAUUAAUCUGCACUUUGAAUACACCUUCGCAAACAAACUGUCCUAAUAUGAAGAAGCAGAAGCAAGCUCCUCACACAAAUGGAUUUACUAACCUGCUAGCUCUGUGCAGUACCUUGGUGUUACCUCCCACAAAGCCUUUUCUGAUUUUAGUUUUACUUUUCUAUGAGAUUAUGAAUUUCUGACCCUACUAACACUCAUUAUGUAAAAUUCAAGUACUGUAUGUAUGCUGUAUGCUCUUAUAAGAAUCCUGAAAUAUUUAUUCUGUGCUUGUGUAUGUGAAUGUCAAUGCAACUAUUAUUAGAGUGGACUUUAAGCUUUACCGUUGAAUGUAAAUUCAUUAUUUCUUUUUUGUACACUUGUGAAAAAGUGGAGUAGUGUUAAUUUUUUAAGCCACUGUUGAUUAUCAGUUUUUUGUGUAUGAAACACAAGUAAAAUAUCUUUCUUAAAUCAA
Molecule: messenger RNA, 4125 nt
Organism: Gymnogyps californianus (California condor)
Lineage: Eukaryota; Metazoa; Chordata; Aves; Accipitriformes; Cathartidae
Product: protocadherin alpha-6-like
Biological process (GO): homophilic cell-cell adhesion
Cellular component (GO): plasma membrane
Molecular function (GO): calcium ion binding
Source: RefSeq, a predicted model, not a curated record